CUCAUAACAACUGAAUUCGAUUUGCUUAGGUACCUGGCUCGUGCUUUCACGAUCCUCCCUGCUAAAAUCAAAGAUAUCUAAAGAUGUUAAGCUGGUUUAAGGGGGAAGAAAAGCCCAAAAUUGACACCAGUGAGUUCCACAUUCCUGAAUUUUACCGUGGAGCUGAUGGGCCAUUGAUCAAAGUUCUUGAAACUUGUGAUGACUACGAGACCCGUCUCUACGACAAGUCCCAAUGGGUCUCGUCCAACGCACCACCAGGGGAAUUCAUGAGCGCAUUUUGGAGAUUAUACAGCUAUAUCGGCGGUAAAAAUGACCAAGGGAAGAAGAUGGAUAUGAAUAUGCCCGUACGAAUUCAUGUGAAGCUGAGCGAGGACGAUGCUGAUGGAACUAAAGUCGAAGUGUUCAAUGUGUCGUUCUUCCUGUCAUCGUCACUUUUACCUAACCUCCCGAAACCUCUAGACGAAAAGGUCUUUCUUAAGCAAGAAGACAGUCGAGUUACUUACGUUGCACAUUUUAGUGGAAUGGCUAAGGAUAAAGACUGGUCAGACAGUAGAUGUCGUCUAAUGCAAGCCUUGGAUCGUGACGGAAAAAGUUACGUAAGAGCAGAAUAUUUCUCUGCCGGUUAUGACCCGCCAUACAAGCUGUGGAACCGUCGCAAUGAAAUGAUUCUUCUGGCAGCAGAUGACCAGGCAGAUGACCAGACAGAGGAAGUAGAAAAAACGAAAGAAGAAAAUACUGAAAAUGAGGGAAAUUAAUUGAGAGAUUUGGGAUUUUUUUGCCAGUCGACCUGUAGGAAAGUGGGGAAGAAAAUAAGCAAUUAAGCAAGUAUCAGACAAUGGUGUUCAAUGAUAGAGGG
This is a messenger RNA of Actinia tenebrosa (Australian red waratah sea anemone), 856 nucleotides long. RefSeq names its product heme-binding protein 2. NCBI's taxonomy places the organism in Eukaryota, Metazoa, Cnidaria, Anthozoa, Actiniaria, Actiniidae. The record is from RefSeq and is a predicted model, not a curated record.